GCCAGACCCAGGACAUGAAUCAGCUCCUCACAGCUUGUUAAAGCCGGACCUCUUGUUUUCAUGCCCCUCACAUCAGGAAACGGGUGUUACAGCUUUUCCAGCUCAGCUCAGCGGGGGGCCAGGGUCCUAACUUUAUAAACAUCAGAGCCUGAGGGAGCAGUGGGCCCAGGGAUCGCAUGAGACACAGACACAUAGACAGACGGGAUUGAGAGGGAGAGCUACCGAGAGGAGCAAACGCAUUUGGGGGGUCAAGAGGAGCAACAGAAAGGUCAGGGUGAGGAGGAGAGGGCCAGAGAAGGAUGAGUGCAGGAAUGGCCUUAAGGAAGCAAGGGAUUGGGUGGGCCUGGGGGACCCAGAGCACCUGGUGGGGAGUCUGCCUGGCGGUCUUCUGCUUCCUCCAGCUCCAGGGAGUCCACUGCAAGUGCUAUUUCCAAGCUCAAGCCCCCUGCCACCACGAGGGGAAGCGCUUCACCCUGGGAGAGUCUUGGCUCCGCACCGACUGUUUCCAAUGCACCUGUCUGCAUCCCGUCGGCGUGGGCUGCUGCGAUACCUCCCAGCACCUCAUCGACUUUCCAGGCAAUUGUGAGGUGCGGCGGGACCCCGGGACCUGCCGGAUCACCCUGGUACAGAAAAGCGAUCCCCGACUGCCCUGCAGCGGGGGCCCCCCUGACCCUGAGUGGGGCUCUGCCGGCACCUCUGAGCCAGGGAUUCCCUCAGCCCCGCGGGACCCUACUGACCGCCACCUCCGCCCGACUGCCUAGCCUGGCCGCAACCACUGCCGCUGC
Molecule: messenger RNA, 785 nt
Organism: Ornithorhynchus anatinus (platypus)
Lineage: Eukaryota; Metazoa; Chordata; Mammalia; Monotremata; Ornithorhynchidae
Gene: MSMP
Product: microseminoprotein, prostate associated
Exons: 3
Coding region: 300-761 (153 amino acids)
Source: RefSeq, a predicted model, not a curated record